Psammomys obesus (fat sand rat) is the source of this 2598-nucleotide messenger RNA. RefSeq names its product ubiquitin specific peptidase 21 (gene Usp21). Gene Ontology annotation, cellular component: cytoplasm. Bases 398 to 2365 code for a protein of 655 amino acids. Gene Ontology annotation, molecular function: cysteine-type deubiquitinase activity. NCBI's taxonomy places the organism in Eukaryota, Metazoa, Chordata, Mammalia, Rodentia, Muridae. The record is from RefSeq and is a predicted model, not a curated record. The transcript has 12 exons. Gene Ontology annotation, biological process: protein deubiquitination.
AUGGCAGGGUGGGGUGAGACAGCCGAGGGAGGACGGAUCCAGACCCCAGAGGACGCUCACCACAAAGGGAGAGGCUCGCGGUGCCCAGCGGGGCCUGGGACAACUGGGCUGGAAGAACAGCAUUCUCGGACCACGGGGAAUAUGCCGCCGGACCCCGUAGCCAAUCAGCGGCCUCGGCCUUUCUGCCCUCGAGGGGGGCGGACCCGGGUAAAACCCUGCUGUGGUGGGAGAGGUGCAGAGAUUAGGGGUCAAGCACUUUGUCCUCCAUCCCAAACCAUUGCUCCCUGGUCCCAGAUACCAAGUGAGAUCCCUGAACUGGAAGAGGGAGUGCAUUGCAAAUCACCCAUUUAUAAUCGGCUUCUUUUGCAACCCAAAGGAGCAGGGGUUGGGCGUUGGAAUGCUGUCUUUUGGACUGAUUCCUGUAUCCACAGAUCAGGUCCAGCCUGCGGUGUCCACAAUGCCCCAGGCUUCCGAGCACCGCCUGGGCCGGACUCGAGAGCCACCUGUCAAUGUACAGCCCCGAGUGGGAGCCAAGAUACCAUUUCCUCCCCGGGCCCGCAGCAAGGAGCGCCGAAACCCAGUGCCUGGGCCAAACUCCAUGUUACGACCUUUGCCUCCCAGGCCAGGUCCCCCAGAUGAAAGGCUCAAGAAACUGGAGCUGGGUCGGGGUCGGACCUCAGGCUCUUGUCCUAGAGGCCCCCUUCGAGCAGAUCAUGGGGUUCCCUUGCCUGGCUCACCACCCCCAACUGUGGCUCUGCCUCUCCCAUCUCGGACCAACCUAGCCCGUUCCAAGUCUGUGAGCAGUGGGGACCUGCGUCCAAUAGGGAUUGCCUUGGGAGGGCACCGAGGCACUGGCGAGCUAGGGGCCGCACUGAGCCGCUUGGCGCUCCGGCCUGAGCCGCCCACUUUGAGACGUAGCACUUCUCUCCGGCGUCUUGGGGGCUUCCCUGGCCCCCCUACCCUGCUCAGCAUACGGACAGAGCCCCCUGCUUCCCAUGGCUCCUUCCACAUGAUAUCUGCCCGGCCCUCUGAGCCCUUCUACUCUGAUGACAAGAUGGCUCAUCACACACUGCUUCUGGGCUCUGGUCAUGUUGGCCUCCGAAAUCUGGGAAAUACAUGCUUCCUGAAUGCCGUGCUACAGUGUCUGAGCAGCACGAGGCCUCUUCGAGACUUUUGUCUGCGCAGGGACUUCCGGCAAGAGGUGCCUGGAGGAGGCCGAGCCCAGGAGCUCACAGAAGCCUUUGCAGAUGUGAUUGGUGCCCUCUGGCACCCCGACUCCUGUGAAGCUGUGAAUCCCACUCGAUUCCGGGCUGUCUUCCAGAAAUACGUUCCCUCCUUCUCUGGAUACAGCCAGCAGGAUGCCCAAGAGUUCCUGAAGCUCCUCAUGGAGCGGUUGCACCUUGAAAUCAACCGACGAGGCCGCCGGGCACCACCAAUCCUGGCCAGUGGGCCAGUUCCCUCUCCACCUCGCCGAGGAGGGGCUCUGCAUGAAGAACCUGAAUUAAGUGAUGAUGACCGAGCCAAUUUAAUGUGGAGGCGCUACUUGGAGCGAGAAGACAGCAAGAUUGUAGACCUGUUUGUGGGCCAGCUGAAAAGUUGCCUCAAGUGCCAGGCCUGUGGGUAUCGCUCCACCACCUUCGAGGUUUUUUGUGACCUGUCCCUGCCCAUCCCCAAGAAAGGAUUUGCUGGGGGCAAAGUGUCACUGCGGGACUGUUUCAGCCUUUUCACCAAGGAAGAAGAGCUAGAAUCGGAAAAUGCCCCAGUGUGUGACCGAUGUCGGCAGAAAACACGAAGUACCAAAAAGUUGACAGUACAACGAUUCCCCCGAAUCCUCGUGCUCCAUAUCCUAAUCUUUCAGUUCUUAUUUCUCUUAGGAUAUCUCCCAUACAUUGUUUCCUCACCUUCAUUGAGUUUUCCCUGGGAAAAACCUGCCACCCCAACUUUCCUUGCCAUCUUUCAGGACGUGCUGGGGGACUGGAGGGUGUUGGAUUUAUUACUGCUAUCUCCCUUAGAGACCCUCCGCCUCCCAAUGCUCCUUAACCAGGGCUUAGAUCUGAACCGGUUUUCCACCUCCCGAGGCUCCAUCAGGAAAAGCUCAGUGGGCGUGGACUUCCCACUGCAGCGGCUAAGCCUGGGGGACUUUGCCAGUGACAAAGCGGGAAGCCCUGUCUACCAGCUGUACGCCCUUUGCAACCACUCGGGCAGUGUCCACUACGGCCACUACACAGCUCUGUGCCGGUGCCAGACUGGUUGGCAUGUCUACAAUGACUCCCGUGUCUCCCCUGUCAGUGAAAAUCAGGUGGCGUCCAGUGAGGGCUACGUGCUGUUCUACCAACUGAUGCAGGAGCCACCUCGGUGCCUGUGACAUCAUCUUGAAGCCCUGUGAAAACCUUUUCAACACCCUUAAGCCCCCAGGCUCCCCACUUACCUCAGAGACGUCUAUUUUUGUGUCUUUUUAAUCGGGGAGGGGGGGGAGGGGUGGUUGUAGCUCCCAUUAUUUUUUUUAUUACGUACCCUUCCACCUUGUUUUCCUGUCCCAUGUACAGAGCUCACCAGACCCUUGACCAUGUACAGCCCCCAGAACCUCUGCAAUCUCAC